This is a messenger RNA of Thermothelomyces thermophilus ATCC 42464, 3708 nucleotides long. RefSeq lists its product as uncharacterized. The transcript has 4 exons. The record is from RefSeq and is a predicted model, not a curated record. Gene Ontology annotation, biological process: valyl-tRNA aminoacylation. NCBI's taxonomy places the organism in Eukaryota, Fungi, Ascomycota, Sordariomycetes, Sordariales, Chaetomiaceae. Gene Ontology annotation, cellular component: cytosol. The coding region runs from base 219 to 3392 and encodes 1057 amino acids. Gene Ontology annotation, molecular function: valine-tRNA ligase activity; ATP binding; aminoacyl-tRNA deacylase activity.
CCCCCCUCUGGUUGACUGGCAGAAAUUCCUGCAAGCCUAAAGGGCCCCUCUUCAAAGUCACCUCCCGCCCCUCUUUGGCCCAUUGACCCCUCCAAAAGCCCUGGAUGCUGAGUUCGUUCCGGCGACUGGCUAGCCUGAGACGGGAACCGCUUCUCAAACUUCCCUCGGCUUUCAUCCUGCCAUCGCCUCGAUACUACUCCCUUCGACGACCCGCAAACAUGGCUCCCGACGCGUCCGAUGCCGCUGCAGCUGCCGCUGCCGCUGCCGCUCCCGCGGUCGAUCCGGGAACAGUCAAGAAGAACGAGAAAAAGGAGAAAGCCAAGGCUGAUAAGGCGGCCAAGUUCGCGGCUAAGCAGGAGAAGUUGAAACAGCAGCAGCCCAAGAAAGAUGCUGCUCAGCCUGCUCAGAAGGCUCCCAAGGCCCAGGCUCCCGCUCUGCCUCCCUACAAAGACGAGACCCCGGCCGGCGAGAAGAAGAUCAUCCAGCCCUUCGACCACCCGCAUUUCCAGGCAUACAACCCCAAGGCGGUCGAGUCGGCCUGGUACCAGUGGUGGGAGAAGAGCGGCUUUUUCCAGCCGCGACCAGCGCGGUCACCUGACGCCGGGAAGUUUGUCAUUCCUCUACCGCCUCCCAAUGUGACUGGCGCCCUGCACUGCGGCCAUGCCUUGGCCAACUCGCUCCAGGACACUCUGAUUCGGUGGUACCGGAUGAGGGGGUUCUCUACGCUCUGGGUCCCCGGUUGCGACCAUGCUGGUAUCUCGACACAGUCCGUGGUCGAGAAGAUGCUUUGGAAGAAAGAGAAAAAGACGCGUAUCGAGCUUGGACGAGAGGCCUUCACGAAACUCGUCUGGGAGUGGAAGGGAGAGUACCAUAACCGCAUCAAUAACGCCCAGAGGCUUAUGGGUGGGUCGAUGGACUGGUCACGCGAGGCGUUCACCAUGGACGAAAACCUGAGUGCGGCUACCAUGGAGACCUUCUGCCGCCUUCACGAAGAAGGCUACAUCUACAGGUCCAGCCGCUUGGUCAAUUGGUGUACGCACUUGCGGACCGCCCUCAGCUCGUUGGAGGUGGAAAAUAAAGAGAUCACCGGCCGCACCAUGCUCGAUGUGCCAGGAUAUGACCGGAAAGUUGAAUUCGGCGUCCUGACAUACUUCAAGUAUCCGAUCGACGGCACGGACCAAACAAUCGAGGUUGCAACCACCCGUCCCGAGACCAUCCUCGGCGAUACUGGUAUUGCCGUUAGCCCCGGUGACCCCCGCUACGCUCAUCUAGUGGGCAAGUUCGCGCGCCACCCAUUCACAGAUCGUCUCCUUCCUAUUGUUGAAGACAGCUAUGUCGAUCCGGAGUUCGGUACAGGUGCUGUCAAGCUGACUCCCGCCCACGACUUCAACGAUUACAAGCUGGGUGAACGCCACAACCUGGAGUUCAUCAACAUUUUGAACGAGGAUGGCACUCUCAACGAGAAUGCUGGCCCGAUGUUCCAGGGCCAGAAGAGGUUCCAUGCUCGGUAUACCGUGGUCGAGGAGCUAACCAAGCGCGGGCUUUUUGUCAAGAAAGAACCCCACGCGAUGGUCAUCCCGCUGUGCGAAAAGACGAAGGACGUCAUUGAACCGUAUAUGACGCCGCAAUGGUGGGUGCGUAUGAAGGAGAUGGCGGAGGCUGCACUGAAAGUCGUCGAGGAGGGCAAAAUCAAGAUCAGCCCCGAGAGUGCAAGGAAAUCCUACGACAGGUGGCUGUCAAAUGUCAACGACUGGUGCAUUUCUCGUCAGCUUUGGUGGGGCCACCGCAUUCCGGCUUACCGUGUUAUCCUUGAUGGAGAAGAGGACCGGGGUGAGACCGACAAAUCCGUGUGGGUUGUUGGCAGGACGCCAGAGGAAGCCCAGGCGAAAGCCGAGGCCAAGUUCCCCGGGAAGAAGUUCCGCCUGGAACAGGACCCUGACUGCCUGGACACUUGGUUCAGCUCUGGGCUGUGGCCCAUGUCUACCCUGGGCUGGCCCAACACCGAGCAUCCUGAUUUCAAGAACUUCUUCCCCACCAGCAUGCUGGAAACGGGUUGGGAUAUCUUGUUCUUUUGGGUCAGCCGCAUGAUCAUGCUCAGCCUCAAGUUGACGGGCCAAGUUCCCUUCACCGAGGUGUAUUGCCACAGUCUCAUCCGCGACUCUGAGGGCAGGAAGAUGAGCAAGUCGCUUGGUAACGUCAUUGACCCUCUCGACAUCAUCAGCGGUAUCGACCUUGAGUCGCUCCACGCAAAGCUCCUGACGGGCAACCUGAAGGAGGACGAGAUUGAGCGCGCCACGAAGUAUCAGAAGACUGCUUUCCCCGGUGGUAUCCCCGAGUGUGGAGCAGACGCCCUCCGGUUCACUCUGCUCUCGUACACCACGGGUGGAGGCGACAUCAACUUUGACAUCAAGGUGAUGCACGCCUACCGCCGGUUCUGCAAUAAGAUCUGGCAGGCCAGCAAGUAUGUCCUGGGCAAGUUGCCCCAGGAUUUCGUCCCGGCUUCGGAGUUGAACAUUUCGGCUCUCUCCGUGCCGGAGCGCUGGAUACUUCAUCGCAUGAACUCUGCCGUCAAGGGCAUCAACGAGGCACUCGAAGCCCGGCAAUUCUCUACUAGCACAAAGCUCGCAUACCAAUUCUUCUAUGAUGAGCUGUGCGACGUCUUCAUUGAGAAUAGCAAAGGCAUCCUGAGCGAUGGGACCCCAGAGCAGCAGCAGAGCGUGCAGCAGACAUUGUAUCGGACGCUGGAUGUCGCAUUGCGACUGCUGCAUCCGUUCAUGCCCUUCAUUACAGAGGAGUUGUGGCAGCGUCUCCCGCGUAUCAAGAACGAUACGACACCUUCCAUCAUGCUGGCUCCGUACCCUGAGCCGGAUAGCUCGCUAGAAUUUGCGUCGGAUGCUGAAGAUUACGAACUCGGCCUUCAGUGCGCCGGCGGUCUUCGCUCCUUGGCUGCUGACUACAAUAUUCGUUCGGACGGGCAAGCUUUCAUUAAGGUAUCCACGGCAGCAAGCCUGGACAAGGUCAGGGCGCAGCUCCAGGCUAUCAAGACUCUGUCCGGCAAGGGCAUUGCCGAGGUUAGCGUUCUCGGUCCCGACGCGGACGAGGCCUCGUCACCAAGGGGCUGCGCCGUUUAUGUCGUCUCCGCGGACGUAGCUGUGCUGCUGCAAGUUAGCACGCAGAUCACAGACAUCGAUGCGGAGAUCAAGAAGAUCAACACCAAGCUGCAGAAGACCGAGCUCGCCAUUAAGAAGCAGCAGGAGCUGAUGGGCCGUGAGGGCUUCGAAAAGGUCAGCGAUGUGGUCCUCACUGCCGAGAAGAAGAAGUUGGCCGAUGCUCAGGCGGCGAAGGAGAACUACGAGAGAACUCUGGCCGAGUUUAGCAAACUAAAGCUCUGAACUUGGAAUUGGCGAAGCUUCUGUUAGUUAACAGUACUCAAUAGAACUUCCCGGAGUUCUUUGUUUUUAGUUUCAAUUUUCUCUGCCACACGAUAGUCCUGAUUCUUGAAUGCUUGUAAGUUUCGACCAAUGUACGGAUUAGCUACGACGGGAUCGUUGCAAUUGCCCCGAGCAGGCUCGCAAACUUUUUCUCAACAUCAAUGGCGGGAAUGAGUUGAGACCUUGCGCACAACCAACCAAAAAAAAAAAAAGGAAACCUUUCUGACACGAUCAAGUCAAGACGUCUCUUCCCUCUAGUUAUGUGAGGAUAACGUCG